UUUUCGUACUUCCUUCAGUGUGUAGUUGUGACUUACAGACACAUUUUGUUCCAUCUGAUAUCCGAUCUAACCAUGUUUCUCACGCACAGAAAGUCCCAGGGUCUAUAAGAAACGCGGUGCCAGCAGACACCAGGUCCAGACGGAUCCAGCAGACACAAAGCAUGGCACAGAAGACGGCCCUGAUCGUGUACGCCCACCAGAGUCCGGGUUCGUUCAACGCGGCGGUGCGUGAUGUAGCGACGCAGGAGCUGGUGGAGCAGGGCUACAGGGUCAUCGUGUCCGACCUGUACGCCAUGAACUUCAGAGCCAACGCCACGCAGGACGACAUCAUCGGUGAUCUGAAAAAUCCAGAGCUUUUCCAGUACGGAGAUGAGACCAUGCAGGCCUGGAUGGAGGGCCGCCUCAGUGACGACAUCGUAGCCGAGCAGCGCAAAGUACAGGAGGCCGAGCUCAUCAUCUUCCAGUUUCCGUUGUACUGGUUCAGUGUUCCUGCCAUCAUGAAGGGAUGGAUGGAUCGAGUGCUCACACAAGGCUUCGCUUUCUCCCUGCAAAAGAUGUACAAUAACGGUAUAUUCAAGGACAAGAAAGCAAUGUUGUCGUUCACUACCGGAGCGACACAGACGAUGUUCCGGCCUGAUGGGAUCAAUGGAGACAUCAACGUCACACUGUGGCCUCUACAGAACGGCACUCUGCACUUCUGUGGGUUUCAGGUUUUUGCUCCUCAGAUAUUCUGGAGUCCGGCUCACUGCCCCCCCACGGUGCGAACCGCGAUGCUGGACGGGUGGCGAGCUCGACUGAAGGGACUGUUGGCAGAAAAGCCUUUGACCUUUGCCCCCUGUGAGCUCUUUGACCUCAGCUUUCAGGGGGGGUUCAUGCUGCGGCCCAAAGCGAAGGAGGAGCGAGAGUCGCAGCCCUACGGCCUCACGACGGGGCACCAUCUGGGGAAACCGCUGCCGCCUGACAACCAGAUCACGGCUCCGUCCUCCGGGGAAAACAGUGCCAAUUAGUGCCAACGUGAUGAGAUUUUAUAAAACGCUUUAUGUUUACUGAAGCUGAAAUAAACCUAUUUAGAUAACAAUGUCUUGAACUUAAUUUUAUUUAGAUACUAAAGCCUAAACUAUAUUAAUGCCGGUGGUCAUAUUAAAACUUUACAUUGGACUACCAAGAA
Dicentrarchus labrax (European seabass) is the source of this 1168-nucleotide messenger RNA. It is a transcript of the gene nqo1, whose product is annotated as NAD(P)H dehydrogenase, quinone 1. NCBI's taxonomy places the organism in Eukaryota, Metazoa, Chordata, Actinopteri, Moronidae. Gene Ontology annotation, cellular component: cytosol. The coding region runs from base 162 to 1007 and encodes 281 amino acids. Gene Ontology annotation, molecular function: NAD(P)H dehydrogenase (quinone) activity. The record is from RefSeq and is a predicted model, not a curated record. The transcript has 6 exons.